AUGAUCUCAGAAAACGGAUAUAUGGACCUGAUGCGGAACUGCAUCAAAUGGAACAGUCGACAAAUGGAGGAUCGCAAAAAGCGAUUGCGUUUCCCAUACUACGAGCAUCAGACUGCAACUGCGCAACGUGAGUCUCGAUUCACUACUCGAACUGCUGAUCAUAUGUACGCUUCAAACGAUCCGAACACUGUCAUGCAGUUUUCAACGGAACGAUGGAAGAAAAGCAAAUCCCAUCAGCCAUCUGAUGCAGUGGAAAUGAGCAUGUUUCUCAGAGAAAAUCCUUCGAUUCAAGUUGCGAUUGACCAUAUGACUCCACAAGUCUCUAACACAAUCGAAAGUAUUUCUGACAAUUCGAACGACUCGACAAGCACUAGACCAAUUCGUCAAACCCAAAUCAAGGAGGAGUAUCGUGAAGACUAUGUUCUCGAUGAUGAACUAUCCCCAGAUGAGAUGGGGUCUGAUGAAGAUGAUUGGUCUACUCGUGGAAAACGUCGCAAGGGCAAUAUGAACACCACUCAAAAAGGAUCGUCGACGCGGAAAAAGGUACCCACAACUCGUUCAUCAGCCUCUCGAUCAACCCCAUCACGCGCUUCUAUGAAAGAAGUGAAGUACGAAGAACCGGAAGAAAAGAUGCAUCAGUGUGACAAAUGCAACGCGAAAUACAAGAGCCUCGCGGGUUUAAGCUACCAUCAGGCCUAUUGGCACGAUAAAAAAUCAAAUCAACUAUUGGAAAAACUAUUGUCUCCGAGUGUCGAAAUAUCCUCUAACUGUGAUUUCUGCAACGGUACCAAUUUCAUGAACAAGAAUACUAGAUUGCCAGAAGAACUUGUUAGUUGUCAUGAUUGUGGUCGAUCUGGUCAUCCUUCCUGUCUCAGCUUUAAUGAAAAUGUCACCAAAAUUAUCAAAAGAAGCGGGUGGCAAUGUCUUGAGUGCAAGAGUUGUACCAUUUGUGGCACUAGUGAAAACGAUGAUAAACUACUGUUCUGUGACGACUGUGAUCGAGGUUAUCAUCUUUAUUGUCUUCGCCCGGCAUUGGAAAAAGCUCCCGAUGACGAGUAUUCAUGUCGUUUGUGCCAAAUCGAGUUCGGCGAUAAAGCAAGCGCCCCGGCGAAGAAAUAA
Caenorhabditis remanei is the source of this 1119-nucleotide messenger RNA. RefSeq lists its product as uncharacterized. The record is from RefSeq and is a predicted model, not a curated record. Gene Ontology annotation, biological process: nervous system development. Lineage: Eukaryota; Metazoa; Nematoda; Chromadorea; Rhabditida; Rhabditidae. The transcript has 7 exons. Gene Ontology annotation, cellular component: nBAF complex. The coding region runs from base 1 to 1119 and encodes 372 amino acids.